CAGCGGCUAGCUGCAGGGGUUCUUUUUGUCGUUACACGACGAGUCGGGGAUAGGCGCUUCUCAGCUUAAGGUUGCCUUUCAGUGUUGGCAUGGCUCAUCGCCGACUUUUAUUCCUACAUUGAGGGACAAACUCAACUUGAUCUCACUGUCUCAUGAAACAUUCGCUCCUCAAUCACUCAGUCUCACAUCCGCCCAAUUUUGACUCCCGUAUUGGCUAGCACAUUGCAAGCAUCUCAACCAGUCCAAGUUCUCAGCACGCCACCGAAAGGAUGUCAUCGAACUCGGAUUCGACCCCAAAACCGAAGGCCAGCCCUCAACAACAACAACAACAACAGGGAGCGCCUCCCCAGAUCAGCAUGAGACCGUCCAAAUCGAUCCUGACGGCGAUCUUCUUCUGUGAGUUGGGUCCGACUUCGGCACCCCCUCGACUUUCAGAGUCUGCUCCGCAACCAUGCGUCGAGCCUCGCAGGUCUGGCGGAGCAUGCUGUUCGGUCCGUGGAAGGAGUCCAAGCCGGCACAGGGUGACUGGGACGCCUCGCUCCCAGACGACAAGCCAUGCGCAACGCGAGUUCUUCUCUCCAUCGUUCAUGGCACAUUCUGCAAUGUCCCCAAGACGGUAGGGGUUGUCCAACUCUACGAUAUUGUAUUGCUCGUCGACAAAUAUGCGCUACUCCGCGCCCUGCAGCCGUGGGUGAAUCCAUGGGAACGACUCAUGAAAGCUCACGCAACCUGGAAGCUCGGGAGUGAGGAACUGCUCUCUGUCACUAUCCGGGAUCUUGUCUGGGGCAUGACUGUGGGAUCCACGGACGACGACGGCGGGGCCAGUGCUGCCUCGUACGCAGGCGGUGGCCUCCUCACAUUCGAGGAACAUCUGGGGCCUCCUGACUUGUUGGAGAUGGUGACGAAACUCCGCCUCUCUGUGAUCCAGGAUAGCCUCGAUUUCUUCAACCGGGAACUGGAUGCCCGCAGCCACACCCAUCCCGCCUGGCCGCUGACUGCCUCGCCCAAACGUAGAGCCUCGCUCACGAGUGCAAGCCACUGUGACGCGGUCAUCCUCGGUCGUAUUUGGUGGUCCUUCCGGCAGUUGAACGAGGAUUUACUUCCUCGACAUGCGAGAGAAUAUUCCAAGAGCGCCUUUCAUCCCCUGUGGCUUCUGUCGGACACGUUCACCGUCAAAAUGAAGGCGAUGCCCGCCCUGGACGGGUAUCGCCACGAUGGGUGUAUUCCCCUGGAGAAAUGGUCAAAGUUCAAGGCCGCCACGAGAAACCACGAGCGGUUGAAGAAUUUCUUGCAACCGCAUCUUAAAAAGCGCCUGGCAGCGCAGCGGGCGAAGAUAGGGCUGUGAGACUUGCCCGCAGUUUGAGGUUCUGGACUCUAGACGCGAUGGCAGUGGGAAUCUCACCAUGGGCCUCUAGCGCCGCGCUCUUCUCCGGUGCGGGUAACCCCUUUUAUUACAUGUAGUAAUGCUCCGAUGUGCGGAAGGAUUGCGGACAUGAGGAUGGUUAUAUGCCUUGAAGCGGCGGAAGAUGUACAUUAGGUCUGAUAUGUCACGAUUCCAACCAUGCUGUCCCGUGCAACUUGGGGUUUAUUACCCCGGAUGAAAAGGUCCUUGCAUUAGCACAAUUGAUUUCGCCGACCUUCGCAAAACCAUCAGAGGCCCGUUGAUUAUUUGUCUG
This is a messenger RNA of Parathielavia appendiculata, 1676 nucleotides long. RefSeq lists its product as uncharacterized. The transcript is spliced from 3 exons. The record is from RefSeq and is a predicted model, not a curated record. Lineage: Eukaryota; Fungi; Ascomycota; Sordariomycetes; Sordariales; Chaetomiaceae. The coding region runs from base 452 to 1345 and encodes 297 amino acids.